Hemiscyllium ocellatum (epaulette shark) is the source of this 1665-nucleotide messenger RNA. RefSeq names its product mucin-2-like. The record is from RefSeq and is a predicted model, not a curated record. Gene Ontology annotation, molecular function: metalloendopeptidase activity. Lineage: Eukaryota; Metazoa; Chordata; Chondrichthyes; Orectolobiformes; Hemiscylliidae. Bases 1 to 1665 code for a protein of 554 amino acids. The transcript is spliced from 22 exons. Gene Ontology annotation, biological process: proteolysis.
AUGCGUUAUCGAGACUCGAAUGAGAUACAGAGGCAUUCGGUGGCCCACCAUGAUGAUAUAUUGCAUGUAGUUGCCACCGUGGCCCAUUCGAUAGGACACAAUAUCGGAAUGCUGCACGAUGAUGGUCGAGGUUGUGCAUGUCCACAAGCGUCCUGUCUCAUGAUCGAGAGAAAAAGUGCACCGUGGCCAAUCAGCUUCAGUAGCUGCAGCAAAAGCGAUUUUGAGAGCAUGCUGCUCCAUGACCGUGGAGUAUGCCUGAUGUCUCGGCCAGACUUUACAAAGCUGCUGGUGAAGCAUCAGUGUGGAAACAAUUAUAGAGAGAAUGACGAGCAGUGUGACUGUGGCAAACCUGAGGUUUGUAACUAUUUUGAUCACUGUCACUGUGAAAUGGGCUGGGCUCCUCCAUUCUGUGAUGUUGAAGGGGUUGCUGGCAGUUUUGAGAGUGGACCAUUGGUUGAAAUCCCAGAUACAACAAUUAUCACUACUACCUUACUCACAACGGAACCUCCAACAACUACUGAAGAGACAACAGUUGCCACAACACCCACUACUACAAUUCCCACAACAGAGGCUCCGACAACUACUGAAGAGACAACAGUUGCCACAACACCCACUACUACAAUUCCCACAACAGAGGCUCCGACAACAACUGAAGAGACAACAGUUGCCACAACACCCACUACUACAAUUCCCACAACAGAGACUCCGACAACUACUGAAGAGACAACAGUUGCCACAACACCCACUACUACAAUUCCCACAACAGAGGCUCCGACAACUACUGAAGAGACAACAGUUGCCACAACACCCACUACUACAAUUCCCACAACAGAGGCUCUGACAACUACUGAAGAGACAACAGUUGCCACAACACCCACUACUACAAUUCCCACAACAGAGGCUCCGACAACUACUGAAGAGACAACAGUUGCCACAACACCCACUACUACAAUUCCCACAACAGAGGCUCCGACAACUACUGAAGAGACAACAGUUGCCACAACACCCACUACUACAAUUCCCACAACAGAGGCUCCGACAACUACUGAAGAGACAACAGUUGCCACAACACACACGGCUACAAUUCCCACAAUAGAGGCUCCAACAACUACUGAAGAGAUAACAGUUGCCACAACACACACGGCUACAAUUCCCACAAUAGAGGCUCCGACAGCUACUGAAGAGAUAACAGUUGCCACAACACACACGGCUACAAUUCCCACAAUAGAGGCUCCGACAACUACUGAAGAGAUAACAGUUGCCACAACACACACGGCUACAAUUCCCACAAUAGAGGCUCCGACAACUACUGAAGAGAUAACAGCAGUUGCCACAACACACACGGCUACAAUUCCCACAACAGAGGCUCCGACAACUACUGAAGAGAUAACAGUUGCCACAACACACACGGCUACAAUUCCCACAAUAGAGGCUCCGACAACUACUGAAGAGAUAACAGUUGCCACAACACACACGGCUACAAUUCCCACAAUAGAGGCUCCGACAACUACUGAAGAGAUAACAGUUGCCACAACACACACGGCUACAAUUCCCACAACAGAGGCUCCGACAACUACUGAAGAGAUAACAGUUGCCACAACACACACGGCUACAAUUCCCACAAUAGAGGCUCCGACAACUACUGAAGAGAUAACAGGUCAGUAA